ACAACUCAUCUCUUUUCAUCAAUCCCUUGUUUGGUGUUUGUUGGUUACGGAAUUUGGAUUGAAACUGAAAUAUUGCAAUUAUGGAUGACGAAGAACUGCAGGCUUUGCGAGCAAAACGCAUGCAAGAGCUGCAAGCGCAACGAAAUCCUGGUCUUCAAGGAAAUGACGCAGCUGCAGCUGCUGAAGCAAAAGCUAAAGAAGAAGAAUUUAGAAACCAAAUUCUUACUCAAGUAUUAUCUAAAGAAGCUCGUAGCAGAUUGAGCACCAUAUCAAUUGCGAAACCAGAGAAUGGCAAAAUGUUAGAAAACAUGAUUAUUAACAUGGCUCGUACUGGCCAGAUAAGAUCACAGUUAGCUGAUAAUGAAUUUGUCCAUCUUUUGGAAGAGGUAAAUCGUCAGAUAAAACACAACACACCUACCGUAAAGUUUGACAGAAGACGUACUUGCUUAGAUUCUGAUGAGGAUUAAGGUUGUGUCUGACUUAUUGAUAUGGCUGCUGCUCCCUCCCAAUUGCAUCACUUGUUAAAUAAUUGUACAAUUGAAUUCAAAGUCAUCUUAUUUGUGUCUGUGACAAAUAUGUGUUUGCUGUGCAGGUCUUAAAAGAAAUUGCCACGCUCAUUUGUAUUCAAAUCGAAACUAAUGCUCUGUUAAUGAAAUCAUCACAAUUACAAAACUUAAUAUUGUCACUGUUUUUGUUUUUUUGUAACAAUGAUGUUUAAAACUUAAUUAGUGAAUAAACUAUACAUUUGUACAGUUUAUGUAAAAUAAACUUUUUUUUACUCUGA
Molecule: messenger RNA, 784 nt
Organism: Argiope bruennichi
Lineage: Eukaryota; Metazoa; Arthropoda; Arachnida; Araneae; Araneidae
Gene: PDCD-5
Exons: 5
Coding region: 81-467 (128 amino acids)
Cellular component (GO): cytosol; nucleus
Molecular function (GO): DNA binding
Source: RefSeq, a predicted model, not a curated record